Messenger RNA from Argiope bruennichi, 762 nucleotides. Its product is annotated as UPF0739 protein C1orf74 homolog. The transcript has a single exon. Lineage: Eukaryota; Metazoa; Arthropoda; Arachnida; Araneae; Araneidae. The coding region runs from base 1 to 762 and encodes 253 amino acids. The record is from RefSeq and is a predicted model, not a curated record.
AUGGCAUUUAAAAAUAAAAGAGUUGCACGAAAGCAUCUUUCUAAAAUACUCAUCUAUUUACAAGCAGUUGACAAACAAAUAAAACCUUGUUACUUGUGGGACCUCUUUACAGCUGACAUUUCUGAAAUUCAUAAUUAUUUGAAAGAAAUUCAUUCUCUUGGACUCACGAAAUCUCGUUUGAACGCAUUUUCGAUUGGAGACACAAUUUUUAUUACAGAUAUAGUUCUUCUUCAAAGCUAUCUUGAUAAUUUCCGUUUAGAAGACAUUGAAAUCGUUGACGUGUCCAAAUCAAACUCUUCACCUGUGCUUCUCCGCCCUGAUGAAAAGUUGGCGCCCAUUUCACCAGUAUUAAAAUUUGUUCGGUUACUUUUGAAAGAUAUUUACAAAUUUUCCUCGACUGAACAGCAUUUCGAAUUCAUUGAUAAUGCAUUAGAUGCAUCAAAUACUCAGUUAAAUGUCAAUCUAACAACUUUGUUUGGAUUUCUCCUUGGCUAUCCAGUGCUUUACUGGUAUGCAUCUCAGACUCCAGAUGCAGAAUUUGCAUGCUUAUCAAUGGUACCUCUGAAUAUCCACCAAGUGAUAACAAUUAGUAAAGAUGAAUGUGAAUUAUUUUCUUUCAGUGCUCCACAAAAAUUUUUCAGAGAAACAGAAAGUACUGUCAAUAGUUGGGCUAGUGAUUUAAGGACGAGGUGCGAGAUUUCUGGAUUUUAUGAAGUUCAAAUGAGUCGAAAAACUGUGAUACUACCAACUGUUUGCAUGUAA